This is a messenger RNA of Megalops cyprinoides (Indo-Pacific tarpon), 2436 nucleotides long. RefSeq names its product Ras association domain family member 10b (gene rassf10b). The transcript has a single exon. Lineage: Eukaryota; Metazoa; Chordata; Actinopteri; Elopiformes; Megalopidae. Gene Ontology annotation, biological process: signal transduction. Bases 403 to 1797 code for a protein of 464 amino acids. The record is from RefSeq and is a predicted model, not a curated record.
CCUCUAAUAGCGCUGCCUGCGCGUAGGCGACGCAGUGUUGCGUGUUGAUUCGGAUACACCACUGAGCGCCGACAGCGAAGGCGGACGCACGGAUCGUCUAACCACUGUGUAGUAUUUGAAAAAGGGACCACUUCAGCGGACUGCGAUGCACUGAGGUAGACGCCAGAAAGUAGACAGCAGACAGAAAGUGCGGUUGGUUGUCGGUGGAAUCAGUCUCACGUUAAGUGGAAUGUUGCUUUUGGAUUUUUGAGGAUGAACAACCACUGAAACUAACCUUUAUCUUUAAAAUUAUAAACAAGGACAACUCAAAACAAAGCUGAACAAGCGACUGUGCGGACUAAAAUAAGAGUAGUGUUAUUAAACGAACAUCGGACUACCUGCUUUUCUUAUUUUAAAUUUAAAAUGGAGAAAGAGGAAUGCAAAAUAUCUGUGUGGGUUUGCCGUGAGGAGAAGCUUGUCUCCGGGCUGUCAAGACGCACUACCUGCGCCGAUGUUGUCAAAGUACUUCUGGAGGAUCAGAACUUGCAGCAAGGCGUUUCUGCAGCUAUGCUCUCCGGGACUCCCCAGUCUUACUGCAUAGUGGAGAAAUGGAGAGGAUUUGAAAGGAUUUUGCCGAACAAAACCAAAAUUCUUCGUCUGUGGACAGCGUGGGGCGAGGAGCAGGAAAACGUGAGGUUUGUGCUAGUGAAAAACGAGGCGUCUUUACCCAACAACGGUCCCAGAAGCGCAGAAGCACGGGUAGUUCUUAGCAAGAACAGCCCAUGUAUGUAUAAGGGAACGGCGCGGGUGACAAUGGCUUUCUCGCAAGAAAAACAGCGGCGGAUUGUCAGAAAAGCUUUCAGGAAGUUGGAUAAAAUUAACAAAAAAAGAGAGGAGGCUUUGUCCAAAGAUACGUCCUCUGUUGAGAAAAUGGAAACUUUGGUGCACUUGGUGAUAUCGCAAGAUCACACCAUCCGCCAGCAGAUCCAAAGGAUUAAAGAACUGGACAGGGAGAUUGACAGAUACGAAGCGAAAGUGCACUUUGACAGGAUGAAAAGGCACGGAAUCAAUUAUGUGCAGGACACGUAUUUGGUUGACGCUGACCCGGAGUCCGAUGCGAAUGGGGACAGUGACAAGCCGUUUUCCGCCGAAAGUUUUGCCCAGUUCGAGGAGUAUGCCAGAAGAUGCGAGGAAGUUAUUAAGCUGCAGGAGGAACUGUCUGCACACGAGGCGCUCAUGGACAGCAUUACGGUGGAAAUCCAGGAGGAGCUGAAUCAGAGGUGGAUGAAAAGGCGACAAGCGGAGCUCUCAAAUAAAGACGCAGAAAGCAUCUCAGAAGAGACUGCAAUCAGGGUGACAGCGGCAGCCGCGGUCCCAGACAGAGAACCAUUUCCCGAGGCUGACAUUUCGUCUGAAAAUGAGUUGCUGUUAGAGGAAGAGAGAAUCAAAACGCAGCUGGACACGAGUUUGUAUAUUGGACUUCGUCUGAACACGGAUUUAGAGGCUAUUAGAGACGAUUUGGAUUUGAGCCAAGAGCUGUGGGACGCGAAAGAAAAAGAGUUAAGGGAUUUACUCGAGAAAGUGAACUCUUUGGAUUUAGAGGAAGCGGUAAAAGAGUCUGAGGGUGGCAAAGAAAGCGACUCCGUGGUAACUGAGACUGAAAUGUUGCCUUCUUUAGAGACGAACAGCGGGUGGGUGGAACAGGCCAGGGGACUGUCGAAGAAAUGCAACACUAACGACGAGGACUCGGACACCGGGUUGAGCUCCAUGCAUAGCCAGGACUCCGACAACGCAGCGGUGUGCGAGUCGCUGGUAUAAUUAUAUUCUUAAAAAAGCUGAAGAGUCGCUCAUUUAACUCAGGGAAUAGUGUUUCUCUAAACACCAUCAGCGUGUUUUCUCCGGACGACUCUGGCAUGCGUAAUUUAUUGAGGUGAUGUCACCAAUAGUAGCCUAUGAAGUUAGGCCAUGCAAAAUAGUUUGCCACGAAAAUACGCACUAGUAGUAGUGCACAGUUUAGUAACUGAUUGAUUAUUCAUGCUCGAAGUUCAUAUUCCAACAUCAGCACCAUAUUAUAAACUCUUGAGAUAGUGUAGAAAAGAGUUAUUGAUUCCAGUAUGCACAUUUGCUCGAAAAUGUUAUGCGCGUGACUUGGAACUGUUAUUUAUGACAAAUAUGUACAAAUAAGAGACAAUAAACGACUGCAUUGCAAGUGCAGAGAACAAUAUCCUGGUAGUGGGAUGUAUUUUGUAAACAAAAAACUUUAUUCUGUGGAAGUAAAGGAAGCCCGAUUAAUCACGACGUAGUGAUUCCGUGUACGCACGUGCAGGAUAGUAUUAGCAUUAACCCUCGUGCCACUCCACAUUCUUGGACAUUUUGCAUGACUUGAACCCCCUAGAGAUAUUGGUACAACAUAGGUGCUUGUCCAGUGUAUAUGACAGAGGAAAAUAAAGGUGAUUC